Molecule: messenger RNA, 1227 nt
Organism: Zophobas morio
Lineage: Eukaryota; Metazoa; Arthropoda; Insecta; Coleoptera; Tenebrionidae
Exons: 13
Coding region: 26-1207 (393 amino acids)
Source: RefSeq, a predicted model, not a curated record
UUUGUUGUUACGCGCUAUUAAGGAUAUGGAGCGCAAGCUACUUAAAGAUAUUCGCAACUGUACUGGAGUCGAGCAAUUUGAUUUAAGUGGUUUUACUGAGGAAAAAGUGAACCAACUGAUAAAUGAUUGUUUUUCUACCCCUAUUGAAAAUUGCGGUUGUUGCGUCACUUUUGUUGUAGGAGGCGGAAAGCUAACAAGAGCCAGGUAUGACCCAAAACUUCAAAAGUAUGUUACUGCUGCCUUAACAAAUGUGGGGUACUCUGAGGAUAGGGGGGCCUCAAAAGAAACACCAGGAACUUUUAAGUUUCAGCAUGAUAUAGCUAAAAAUCUUUUGUUUAUACACGUCUUUCCAUAUGGAAAGGAGAAGGAAUCGAAUUGUAAUUUAAGUAAACUUGACAAUGUAAGUUCUGCAAGUAAUAUGCCAGACGACAAAUCGUUAAUUCUUCAGUUGACUUUGGAAGAAUUUAAACGUUUUGCAAGUAAAAAAGCAAGAAGUUAUACCGCUAAGCAGCGCUGCCUUGAGCAUCUGAAGGAAACCUCAAGUGUUUGCAAAAGAGUUGAAGAGAAGCUUGUUAAGCGCGAGAGAAUAAAGGAAGAAGAGCAAAACCUUUAUGACGUCUGUAGGGAAGUGGAAGAAAAAAUUAAGUUUCUGCAAGCGCAACUUCAACGUCAUGUUGAAGGGCUUCUUGGCGAAGACGUCCUACCACUUACUAAAGCAGAGAAGUCCCAUUGCCUUGAGAAGAUAAAAGCCAAAUUGUUUAAACUUCAAGAACAACUCUCGAAAACUUGCAAUCUCAAAGAACAAAAAAAACUGAACUCCGCCAUUGAGCAAGCGAAUACUCUUAUUGAAAAACUAAAACUUGCCGAAGUUACUUCGGUAACACCUUUAUUGUUCCAGGACAAGCUUAUACCACUUUAUAAGGCUCUUUUCGAAUUGCUAAACAUAAAAAGCAAAACUGUACAGACUAUUGAAGAGAUGCGUAAAGUGACUACCGAGUUGCCGGUUUUGGAAGAAAAAUGUGAAGUGCUCUUGAAUUUAUCUCGGGAGGCCUUCGAAAAGGACGAUGAGCUUCGCUUGCGUGCAAAUGCGCUAAAAAAGCAGGCGAAAAAAUCAGAGACCAUAAGAAAGUUAGAAAGACAAUCAGCAAACUCUAGUUCGCGCAGGAGCUCCUCACAAAGAGCAAGCAAACCCAAUGCUUUUCGCUAAAAUUAUUAAAUUACAAGUCA